AUGGUGUUGGCGUCUUUUAGUAAAGACGCCGAUCAGGUUGGCGUUUUUUACGUUAAACACGCCAAUGACCUUGGCGUUUUAUUUAGUAAAGACGCCAUCAAGAUUGGCGUGUUCAAAUUUAAGUCAAGUGGCCUAUAUACGCGAUUUUCUCCUCAGAGAGCUCUUGACUACGCCAACUGGGCCGGAAAACAGCGCGGCUUCCAAGCUGGGGACUCGUUUUUCGUGCUGCUUCACAUUCUUGUAAGAUUCCCUAAUUAUCACAAUGCAGCUCGGAGCUUGAUUAAUAAUUAUGUAUGCCAUGAUUCUUCCCCUUCCUGUGUUGUGGCUGUCGAUUGUUUGAUUGAUUGUGCAGAAAGAUAUGGUUUUUGGUUAAAGCCGCGGCUUUUUGAUUAUUUCUUGAAUGGAUAUGUCAGAGCACAGAGAUACAAGGAUGCGGAAGAUUGUUUCUAUGCAUUAAUUUCGCGUAGGAUAUUGCCUUGUCAUAUUAUUUUGAAUAAUUUCUUGAAAUGUUUGAUAAGGGCGAAUAUGAUUGACAAUGCUCGCUGCUUGUUUAAGGACGUAGUUUUGAAGGGUAUUAGUUAUGAUUGUGAUACCGUAUACAUGAUGAUGUGUGCAAGUCUGAGAGAUGGUAGGGUGGAAGAGGCGGAGAAGUACUUUUUGGAGGCGAAGAACAGUGGGAUUAAGAUCUAACCUUGUGUAUAUGCUAGUGC
Molecule: messenger RNA, 710 nt
Organism: Salvia splendens (bonfire salvia)
Lineage: Eukaryota; Viridiplantae; Streptophyta; Magnoliopsida; Lamiales; Lamiaceae
Product: pentatricopeptide repeat-containing protein At2g39230, mitochondrial-like
Exons: 2
Coding region: 1-690 (229 amino acids)
Molecular function (GO): protein binding
Source: RefSeq, a predicted model, not a curated record